Molecule: messenger RNA, 789 nt
Organism: Hydatigera taeniaeformis
Lineage: Eukaryota; Metazoa; Platyhelminthes; Cestoda; Cyclophyllidea; Taeniidae
Source: the annotation of a GenBank genome assembly
UCGGAUGCGUGGCACAACCUCCUCGAAAUCCUUAUUGAAUGCGAUUAUGACGUUCGGCAAUUUUUACUAACUCCACUUCAAUUCGGAGUCCCGAAUGGCCGAUUGCGAUACUACCUCGUUGCUCGUCUUCGAACUAGAGUUGAACAGCCCAUGUUUAAUUUCGGACACAGCGUAGAGCACCCACUGUCGCGCUCUACCCUCAUAACCAUGCCUUCCCACGAACUGCCACCAAUACCCAAUUGUGAAUGUGUUGUUUGCACAAAAAAGGUCAGUGACAUAGUAUCACCUGAAAAUCACUUCACUGAAUACAUACCCCUCUGUUCUCCAAUAUCGAAUUACUUACUUCCUGAUUGCGACGUCCCGGAGAGCUUGUUUCUGGGGCGUAGCGAAUUAACAAAAUAUCACCGAAUCCUAGAUAUUGUAACCCCAAACAGCAAAAGGAGCGCCUGCUUCACUAAGGGUUAUGCACAUCGAUUUGAAGGAACAGGCUCCUUUCUACAGGUGCCCCAGCCGUCCAAUGUGUUGAAGUCCUGCCCCGCCGACACAACGUGUUUACCCAGGAUAAGGGCAUUUCAUUCGAAGGAGAUAGCCAGAUUACUUUGUUUUCCGGAGUAUUUUGGUAUGAGUAUUUCUUUGUUGUCGGUGUUGCAUUGGCUACCGGUAAUGUGUGAGUUUGACGUUACAGAGUUCCCGGAGUCAGUAAAUGAAAAGCAAAGGAGACGCCUUCUUGGCAACAGCAUCAAUGUCCUCGUGGUCGCCCACAUCUUGUAUUGGGCGUUCUCGUCAUGA